Messenger RNA from Monodelphis domestica (gray short-tailed opossum), 3374 nucleotides. It is a transcript of the gene ADRA2C, whose product is annotated as adrenoceptor alpha 2C. Gene Ontology annotation, molecular function: epinephrine binding; alpha2-adrenergic receptor activity. Gene Ontology annotation, biological process: G protein-coupled receptor signaling pathway; regulation of smooth muscle contraction; platelet activation. The record is from RefSeq and is a predicted model, not a curated record. NCBI's taxonomy places the organism in Eukaryota, Metazoa, Chordata, Mammalia, Didelphimorphia, Didelphidae. Gene Ontology annotation, cellular component: plasma membrane.
AGACAUACACAGACCACACCGCGCGGAACAAUAAACGAAGUUGCAAUCCAAACCCAGACGUCUCCACUUGAGUUUACAGCUGAGCCACGAGAUCCGCACGGCGACUUCCUUCCCUGCCAUUCUCCCUCAGUCUCUCUCGAUUACGCAUAGCAAACCCUUGGAGAACGAAGGGAAGUGACCAGAGGAGAGGCGAAGAUAAUGCCCAGAGCAGCCCGCUGGGGGCAGAAAGGAGGAAGCGCCCGCUGGAAGAAGGCCGGAAAAGUAAACUUGGAGCAGGUGCGAAGCAAAACGAACACAAGCCAGCUCCCGGACUGCCUCGUCCCGCGGGGUCCUUGAGCCUUGGGCGUGCCCUGGGCCCCCUCCCCCUUCCCCAAGCUCCUAGGCAGUUUCGACGGCGCAGGUGGGCGUGACAGCGCCUGGCUGGGAGAUCCGCCGCUACUCGGGGCGCUGCGCCUGGGAGGAGGAGGAGGAGGAAGAGGAGAAGGAGCAGGAAGAGAAGGAAGAGGAGGAGAGGAGGAGGCAUCGCUGAUGGGGGUGCCAGGCUAGGCGGAGACGGACGGGGCAGUAGCUCCAUCCGUGCUUUGGAGCGGCCGCCGCCCGUACAGGAGCUGGAGUCCAAGCCUAUCUGGGACAUCGCGGUGCAAAGCAAUAGGGCCCCGCGUCAAGGGGCAUCGAUUGCUGGGCAGGAUGCCAAUGGACUUAGCAGGUUAAACGCUUUGCCAUGGGAUUGCUGCAGCCGCCGCCGCCGCCGCCGCCGCCGCUGCCACAGCUACAGCCUCGUUUAACUCCUUCCAGUUUUUCCCGGAGAGAUCGUGGAGAUUUCUUGCCUCCACGACCCAGGUUUUCUUCCUGAUCAGCUGGGGACCAAGGGGGCGGAGGUAGUGAGGGUGUGUGUGUGUGUGUGUGUGUUUGUGGAUGGGAGGGCUGGACUGGUCACACUUCUGAGCCAUGACCCCCUAACACUCCCUCCCACCUACCCCUUAGUUGCUUCUUCCUUUUUCUUCCUUCUCUUCUGCACUUAAAAACCCUGCUUGCCCCUGCAGGCUCAUGGGGCUUGAGAGCUGAGGGGAAGUUCCAGUCCGGGGUUUUUCCGCCUAGGUUUAAUUUCGUACUGCUCUCGGACUGAUAUCCUCCUGGACACACAGUUCUUCUAGCAGAGCUCGGCCAGUGUUGCUCCGGUCUGGGGAGAGCUUCGGGACAAGGAGAAGCGACGCCGCUUGCCUAGUCUCCCGAGAGCACAGUUCACGGACUGAGGGAGGCUCCUGCGGGGAGCGGCCGCUGGGUGUCAGUGGAAAGAGGAGUCGGCGAUGAAGGCACUGUGUCCGAGGAGGGAGCACCAGAGCGGACUCUGCUCCAGUGCACGGGGCCAGAAGGGGACCCCUUUGCUGCAGCUCUUGUAGUGGGGUCAUGGAUCUCCAGCUGACAACCAAUAGUACCGACUCUGGCGACCGAGGGGGAUCUUCCAAUGAGUCCCUGGAGAGGCAGCCCCCGAGCCAAUACUCUCCUGCGGAGGUGGCCGGCUUGGCCGCGGUGGUGAGCUUUCUCAUCGUCUUCACCAUCGUGGGUAACGUGCUGGUGGUGAUUGCCGUGUUGACCAGCCGAGCCCUGAAAGCACCCCAAAACUUGUUCCUGGUGUCCCUGGCCAGCGCUGACAUUCUGGUGGCCACUUUGGUCAUGCCUUUCUCGCUAGCCAAUGAGCUCAUGAACUACUGGUACUUCGGAAAAGUGUGGUGCGACAUUUACCUGGCGCUAGACGUCCUCUUCUGCACUUCCUCCAUAGUGCACCUGUGCGCCAUCAGCCUGGACCGCUACUGGUCCGUGACGCAGGCGGUGGAGUACAACCUGAAACGCACCCCGCGCCGAAUCAAGGGCAUUAUAGUAACGGUGUGGCUCAUCUCAGCGGUCAUCUCCUUUCCUCCUCUCAUCUCCCUCUACCGGGACCCGGAGGACGACCUGUACCCCCAGUGCGAGCUCAACGAUGAGACGUGGUACAUCCUUUCGUCCUGCAUUGGUUCUUUCUUCGCGCCUUGCAUCAUCAUGGUGCUGGUCUACGUUCGCAUCUACCGAGUGGCCAAGCUACGGACACGGACGCUGUCGGAGAAGCGCACUGUGCCCGAGGGUUCGUCCCAGACAGAGAACGGGCUCAGCCGACCGCCAGUGGGGGCAGGGCCCUCGACCGCUGCAGCAGCCGCCGCCUCCCUACGUCUCCAGGCUGGCGAAAAUGGGCACUAUCACCUUCACCACCACCACCAUCAUCUUCACCAUCACCAUCACCAUCACCAUCAUCAGCUGCGCAAGAGUGCGGAGCUCGAGGACAUCGAACUGGAGGAGAGUAGCACCUCCGAGAACCGGCGCAGGCGGCGCAGCCGAGAAGAGGCGGCAGCCCGUAAGGGCAGCCGUGGCUUCUCCUUCUCUUUUUCCUCCACCAAAGGAGGCCAGUCUGCUGGUGCUGGGAGCCGCCUGUCCCGGGCCAGCAACCGCUCCCUCGAGUUCUUCUCGUCCCAUCGGCGUCGCAAGCGCAGCAGCCUGUGCCGCCGAAAGGUGACCCAGGCCAGAGAGAAGCGCUUCACAUUCGUGCUCGCUGUGGUCAUGGGCGUGUUCGUCGUGUGCUGGUUCCCUUUCUUUUUCACCUACAGCCUGUACGGCAUCUGCAGGGAGGCCUGUCAGGUGCCCGAGACUCUCUUCAAGUUCUUUUUCUGGAUCGGUUAUUGCAAUAGCUCCCUCAACCCGGUUAUCUACACCAUCUUCAACCAAGACUUCCGGAGGUCCUUCAAGCACAUCCUGUUCAAAAAGAAGAAGAAGACCUUCUUGCAGUGACCCCGGUGGGCUCGGGGUGGGGCUGGGAGGAAGAGGGCUGUAGGGAGCCCGGACGGGGCGGCUGGGCUGGACCUGAUCAGGAGAGACUGCUGAGGGGUUAGCUCAGGAAUUGGGAAAGAUGUAAAGAGAGAGGUGGAAGGACAUCGGAGGUGGUGGGUGGAAGGGCAAGGAAGGAAAAUUGAAGAGGAGAGGCGGAGAAGAAAGAGGAGGAGGGAAGGAUGGAAAGAAAAGGAAGAAGGAAAAGGGGAAACCUCAGUUCGAGGUCUCCACGAAAGCUGUCUUCAGAAGUUGGCCGGCCGGAUGCAAGUCCUCCGGACUCCGGCUGAGGGCGUACAUUGCGGGUAAGGUUUGGCCGGACCGCGAGACCGGAGUUUGGAUAGCUGGGGAAAGGAGGGGGAAAUGAGGGCAGGGAAGAGAUUAAGGAAGAAAGGGCCGGUUUGAGCAUGAAGGGCAUCGACAAUCUUUGAUUACCUGAAAGUAUUUAAAAUGUUUGCCAAAAAAAGGAGGAAAAAAAAAAGAAACCAAACUAUUUUCUAAAUAAACCUUUGUAAUCUAAA